CUUUCUCACUACUACAUCGUAGUCCUAGCCGAUAUUAAGCGGGGAAGAGAACUUACCUGUUCGGAUUGAAAAACGUUGUUUAAGGUUCUAAAAUACAAUGAUGGUGUUAACCACCACUGCUUUGUAUCCUGGAACCAGGAACUAUCAGUCUUACAACAACAUAUCGCCAAGCUGGACAGGGGAAUAUGAAGAUUAUGUCACUGAUGAACUUGCAGAGGUUCGCCAGUCCCUCAACAUAAUGUCCCUCAUCUUCUACUGCUUGGCAUUUGUGUUAGGGGUUCUGGGAAAUGGACUUGUUAUUUGGGUGACAGGAUUCAAGAUGAAGAAGACUGUGAAUACAGUUUGGUUCCUCAACCUGGCUUUGGCUGACUUUCUUUUCACUGCUUUCCUGCCUCUGAGUGUAACCUACACUGCCAUGGACUUCCACUGGCCUUUUGGCAAGUUUAUGUGCAAGCUAAACUCCACAAUCAGUUUCCUAAACAUGUUUGCUAGCGUCUACAUCCUUGUGGUUAUCAGUGUGGACAGGUGUGUGUCUGUGGUGCGUCCUGUCUGGGCCCAGAACCAUCGCAACAUACGCAAAGCAUCCUGCAUCAGUCUGUGUGUCUGGGUGUGGGCACUGGUCCUAAGCUCUCCAUACUUUGUCUUCCGGGACAUCGGGGUCUCCUUCAAGGAUAACAGGAUUAUCAACUGCUUUAACAACUUUGCCCUAUCUGAUGACUACGACACAAAAGAGGUGAGAGAGCUGCGAGUAUUCCGUCACCAGGCUAUGGUUAUCACACGUUUCCUGCUGGGCUUUCUAGUGCCCUUUGCCAUCAUUGUCACCUGCUAUGCCAUUCUCAUCCAACGGCUCAAGAGGAACCGCAACUUGGCCAGCCAAUCUGGACGGCCUUUCAAGAUCAUUGCUGCUGUAAUCACAGCUUUUUUCUUGUGCUGGGUUCCAUACCACAUCAUGGCAUUAAUUGAGAUGGUGAGCAGUGCUCUUGAUGAAGUUAGCAACACAUUAGACCAUGUCACUACGAUCGGGGUCCCAAUAGCCACCAGCCUGGCCUACCUCAACAGCUGUCUGAACCCACUGCUGUACGUGUUUAUGGGCCAGGACUUUAAGGACAAGCUACGCAAAUCAAUUCUGAUAGUUCUGGAGAGUGCGUUCACAGAGGAAGUAUCAAGGUCUAACAACACUUGCACAAACUCUGGACUAACAAGCCGUAGCAAGGAGAAGUCUUAUUCUGAUGCUGAGAUAUAGGGUCUUAUAUUAUAAUGAAUACUUCUUUAUUUUCCACACAGUGAUUACAUUUAGAUUUGGCUUUGCCAUUACAUGAUUGACCAACCAACAACCCAACAUCAUAAAUGUCAUAUCAUUAAGGCACACUGACAGUUUUGCAAUUUAGAAAGGUUUUUCUAUAAAUAAUCACUAAGUUAGCCAUGAAAUUCCAAGUUUGAAAGUAAAUGGUUUUGAUGAAAUGGGGCAGAAAUAGACAUAUAUAGUAUAUGACGUAGUACAUAAUGUUUGAGGAAUUUUAUUUGGCUCGACAGUGCCACUUAUAUAACCAGUGGCCAAAAAUGUGGGGGCUGCAUUUUUUUAAUAAUUUAGCAGAUCAUCAUCUCUAGAGCCACUUACAUUAGUAAAUGCUUACAUUUUACAGGCCACAUCUGGGAAUCAACCCAUAUCCCUAGAAUUGCAAGUGCCAUGCUUUUACCAAGUGAGCAACUGGGGUCCAUCGGCAAUUCAUUAAUAUUUUCAGACAGCUCAAGACUCAGUUCAAGCAAAGGUUUUUCAGAAUAGGAAUAAUGAUUGAGUACUUAGUUUGAAUAAAAUUUAUCUCGAGGACUCAAUUCAAAACAAGUUUGAAUUCAAUACUGUUUAGUUACUUGCUAAGUGAUGGUGGGUGUCUGUGGGUUCUUGUCCAUAAUGUUUUUGCAUUGGACAUUGCAGGCAUGUUAGAAGAAUGUUAGAAAUGGGUCAGACCCAAUAUAAUGAUGGAUACGGUAAGAUUUUCAUACACAUACAGUAUCAUAUUGUUCAAACUGAAUAUGUAACUUCUGUCUUUUCAGUCAAGCCGCUUUUUGUGAAAACAUACUAAAAACCUGGAUAAUAUUGAUGAACAUGUGUAACUAUAUGUGAUUGAAACAUGUAUUGUUUGUUAUUGAAAUAUUAUAUUUCCUUUUACUUUCAUGUAUAUGUUUGUAUUUUUAUAAGUUUUAUUUGUAUGUUAUUAGAUGCUUAUAUGACUACUCUACACUCACCUAAAGGAUUAUUAGGAACACGCAUUAAUGCAAUUAUCUAAUCAACCAAUCACAUGGCAGUUGCUUCAAUGCAUUUAGGGGUGUGGUCCUGGUCAAGACAAUCUCCUGAAUUCUAAACUAAAUGUCUGAAUGGGAAAUAAAGGUGAUUUAAGCAAUUUUGAGCGUGGCAUGGUUGUUGGUGCCAGACGGGUCGGUCUGAGUAUUUCCCAAUCU
Molecule: messenger RNA, 2457 nt
Organism: Esox lucius (northern pike)
Lineage: Eukaryota; Metazoa; Chordata; Actinopteri; Esociformes; Esocidae
Gene: fpr1
Product: formyl peptide receptor 1
Exons: 2
Coding region: 98-1243 (381 amino acids)
Biological process (GO): phospholipase C-activating G protein-coupled receptor signaling pathway; complement receptor mediated signaling pathway; positive regulation of cytosolic calcium ion concentration
Cellular component (GO): plasma membrane
Molecular function (GO): complement receptor activity; G protein-coupled receptor activity
Source: RefSeq, a predicted model, not a curated record